AUGAUUUUCGAGCUACCAGCGCCUACAUUUGUAACGGCAGGUAUUUAUGUGAUCCUCGGACGAUUUAUUGAAUUUGCUGGAGUUAGAUCCCUCCUUACCCCAAAACAAUAUUUGUGGGUCUUUUGUACCUGCGAUGUGAUAUCACUCUUGGUCCAAGCGGUGGGUGGUGGAAUGGCAUCCGUUGCUGUUUCCGAGACGAAUGGUGAUACCAAACCAGGAACCAACAUUAUGGUUACUGGAAUCAUAUUUCAAAUGCUAUCUAUAACAGUAUUUGUUGCCUGUGCAGCAGACUUUCUUCGCCGAAUGGUUCGACAGAAUCUCUUACACUUGCUCACCAAAGAGAUGAGGUGGCUGCUCAUAGCUACAACGGCAUCAGUGGUCUUGAUCUAUAUCCGGAGCAUUUAUCGAACAAUCGAGCUUCUUCAAGGCUGGACAGGUUAUCUGAUCACUCAUCAAAGCUAUUUUGUUGCUCUUGAUGGAGGCAUGAUAGCUCCUGCGGUCAUAGUUUUCAAUAUCUUCCACCCAUCCUCAUCGUUUACACAUGGAAGGCCCGAGAAGCCCUACAAAGGAGGCGAGUUGCGGAAUUCCAUGAUGGAAGGUCCGUAUAUUGAAAUGCGUUGA
Penicillium angulare is the source of this 621-nucleotide messenger RNA. Its product is annotated as RTA1 domain-containing protein. The record is from RefSeq and is a predicted model, not a curated record. Gene Ontology annotation, cellular component: fungal-type vacuole; plasma membrane. The transcript has a single exon. Bases 1 to 621 code for a protein of 206 amino acids. Lineage: Eukaryota; Fungi; Ascomycota; Eurotiomycetes; Eurotiales; Aspergillaceae.